AAGCCAUUAUUUUGCGCUAAAGUAGCUGCAAAAUAUGUUUUUUUCCAUUGGAUCUAGACUGGUUAACCAUCAAUGAACCCUCAGAGGCUAUAACCAGAAGUGCGGAGAGCUUUCUCCGCAGCAAUGCAAUGAAGUCCCCUUUGCUCCUUUCAAUGGACAUAAGGCAAAGCCCUAUUGAGCAGGACAUGGCCAUCAUCUCCUUUUACAAGCGGCCUCGUGUGGAAUGGGCACGGCCACUGAACUGCUUUCUUGGAGGAGAUGCUGCUAUUGGACUGGGUGUAACUCACCAUUUUUUCUCCAUAUGCAUGGAAAAACUAAAGUCUGGAUUUUCUUUGAGUUUCGCAAAAACCAAUGUAACACCCCUUUUUGAAGGAGAACCUGGUCAUUUGAUCCCUUCAGCCUCUCCGUUUCUAAUGAACAGUGACAUGUUCAUUGUAGCAGGGAGAAUUGUGGGGCAUUCUUAUCUUCAUGGAGGACCCUGUUUGUCUGGACUCAGUGAUGCGGUUGUCCAUGUGCUGCUUGGUGGGAGCUUAGAAACAGCCACAGUAAACCUGGAAGACUGUCCAGACUUUGACAUUCGCGAAACUAUCAUGCUUCUGGAAGGGGAGUUAAGCCUAUCAGAAGAAGAAACAGAAAGGGUCCAGAACUUGGUCUCUUCCUGGGACCUCCCGCCACUAAACUCAACCAACCGGGCAUUGGUUUUUGAAUCACUUUUGUUCCAUGCUGUGAGUGAAAGAAAUUUGUAUUUCAUGUAUUUCCAACAGUUGGUCCAGCCAAAUGCAUUGCAUUUAUCAACGAUUUCUGACAUUCCUACAUUCGCCCUGUUCGCUAGUUUGCCCGGGAUUGUUAUGCUUACAUGGCUGGUAGAGCUACAAUACAUUUCAUGA
Messenger RNA from Alosa alosa (allis shad), 887 nucleotides. RefSeq lists its product as uncharacterized. NCBI's taxonomy places the organism in Eukaryota, Metazoa, Chordata, Actinopteri, Clupeiformes, Clupeidae. The record is from RefSeq and is a predicted model, not a curated record. Gene Ontology annotation, molecular function: ubiquitin-protein transferase activity. Bases 129 to 887 code for a protein of 252 amino acids. The transcript has 4 exons.